AUGGUAAAUGAAAAAAUGGCUGAGUUGCCUCCAGCCACAUCGCUGAAUGAUCUUUUAUCGCAACUGAUGAACAUCUCGGAACAAACGCUUGACGAUCAUACCCAACAGAGAAAACAACAGUUACAAACGCAUCGAAUGAAAAGUGCUUUGUUCGAGGUGCUGUGUGAGAUUAAGGAAAAAACUGCUCUGUCGAUACGUGGCGGCCAGGAAGAAACACCAGAAGAUCCACAAUUAAUGCGAUUAGAUAAUAUGCUGGUGAAUUUGCUUGUAGCUGAAGGUGUUGCUGGACCAGAUAAAGGUGGUGCGAUCCAAGGAGGUGGCGGUGACGCGAGUGGCGGAGAUCAGGCCGACUAUCGUCAGAAAUUGACACAAAUACGAAUUGUUUAUAACGAGGAAUUGCGUAAAUAUGAAGAGGCAUGCCAAGAGUUUACACAGCACGUUGUUUCACUGUUACGAGAACAAAGCCGUACAAGGCCGAUUGCCAACAAAGAAAUCGAACGCAUGGUGGCCAUCAUUCAAAAGAAAUUCUCUGGCAUACAAGUGCAGUUAAAGCAGUCAACUUGCGAAGCGGUAAUGAUAUUGCGAUCUCGCUUCCUUGACGCAAGGCGGAAGCGACGUAACUUCAGUAAGCAAGCCACAGAAGUGCUGAAUGAAUACUUCUAUUCACAUUUGAGUAAUCCGUAUCCAUCUGAAGAAGCCAAAGAGGAAUUGGCAAGACAAUGCCAGAUCACUGUCUCACAGGUUUCCAAUUGGUUCGGUAACAAACGAAUUCGUUACAAGAAAAAUAUUGCAAAAGCACAGGAAGAAGCGAAUAUGUAUGCGGCGAAGAAAGCAGCUCAUGCUGCAAAUCAGUAUGGAAUGUUGGCGGCCGGUUCAUCGGCAGCUGGUGGUAUGUUGAAUUAUCCGGCGAUGUUACCCGGACAGGAAUUGGCGCAUCACAUGAGUGCGGGGCUUGAUUUUGCAUCUAGUUAUAAUCCACAAUUGGUAUGGUGUUUUUGA
Anisakis simplex (herring worm) is the source of this 999-nucleotide messenger RNA. Lineage: Eukaryota; Metazoa; Nematoda; Chromadorea; Rhabditida; Anisakidae. The record is from the annotation of a GenBank genome assembly.